GUCGUGGUCGGUGCCCCCUUGGACCAUGGUGUCAAUGAGGAUCUGACACGGGAGGAACGUUGGAACAUCAUCUGGGCUGCUGUGAAUGCUUACUACACCUUGGAUGCUGGCAUCGCACUGUUUAUAGCCACAGGUGCUUUCAUUGCAUCCCUCGUGGUAAGACAUUUGGUCGAUUCCACCUGUGAGAGCAGUGCCUGGGUUGUCUCCUUGGUUGUUUUGAUCUUGCGACUGCUGGACUUCAGCUGCGGAUGUAUCUCCAUGCUUCGAAAUCCAGUACCAAGUCGAGCGGGUUUUCUCUGCGACAUCCUGAAGAACAUGGUCAUUACCUGCUUCCAGGGCAUGUGUGCAUUGGUGCAGCUGAUCCUGGGCUUUGUCCUGAUUGGUCAGGAGGAUUGCUUGCUGAACGGUAUCAUCGCGCUGGUCUCCGGAUUUGUCCUGGGGGUUCAGGCCAUCGAGGAGACCUUUGUGUGGAUGACGGUGUGGUUUUUGUGGUGCAUCGCAGGCACUUCGCCGGUGCCUGGCUGGACAGACAAGUGGGUGCCUGAACGAGUCAAAGUGGAGGCGCGAAAACACAGGCAGAAGCAAGCAGUGGCAGGGGCGGCCUAAAGCACAAGCAGCAGUGCUGAGUGCAUUGCGCAUAGUGACGGGCCGUGACGGCCAAGUCCGGUGAUUUGCCUAUAUCAUGUGUGCAUAUGGGUUUGUCUGAAAAUAGUGUACCCC
This is a messenger RNA of Cladocopium goreaui, 720 nucleotides long. The record is from the annotation of a GenBank genome assembly. NCBI's taxonomy places the organism in Eukaryota, Dinophyceae, Suessiales, Symbiodiniaceae.